Amoebophrya sp. A120 is the source of this 235-nucleotide messenger RNA. NCBI's taxonomy places the organism in Eukaryota, Dinophyceae, Syndiniales, Amoebophryaceae. The record is from the annotation of a GenBank genome assembly.
CGGGAGCUGACUAAAAAUGAAUCAAUCACGCUGGCCUUGGAAAAUAACAACAGCGAAGUAGACAGUUUGAAUGACGAGAAAAAUCAGAAUGCUGGCGACCAAAGUACCAGUUCGAUUUCCCCGAUGAGUAUCUUGGGGGAGAGGAGGAAGCGAAAGAUGGCGAGCAAGCACGGGAAGAACAAAAAACGCAACUUCGAUGAUGGUGAUGAUCUACACGACGGGAGAGCAACUGGAG